Dracunculus medinensis (Guinea worm) is the source of this 1236-nucleotide messenger RNA. Lineage: Eukaryota; Metazoa; Nematoda; Chromadorea; Rhabditida; Dracunculidae. The record is from the annotation of a GenBank genome assembly.
AUGCUUGCUGCUUCGCAUCUUCAAAAUUUCAUUCAAAACACAAAAUGCGAUAAGAUUCUCGAUGGGCAUUUAUUUCCGUCCAAUAAUAAUUUGGCUUUUAUCAGCAGUAAAGAUAUUGCGGUGGUAACAAUAGUUGAAGAAAUUGGCGAUAAUUAUAAACUGGUUGCACUCGGUGCAUUAAAUAAAUGCAACAAUAAUCAGUAUCUUUUACAAAUUAGACCUUUCGUUACUGUCGAAAGAAUUUUAAGUGUUCUAAUUCCAAUGCACAUCGCAUUAAUGAAAUUAAUAACCUUCAUAAGUCGGAUAUUCAGGUUAGAGGCAAGUUUCAGAGAAGAUUGCAGCAUGCUCCAAAAUGUUAUGGCUAAGGGUUAUCUCAUGAUUAAAAAGUGCGAAGAAACUUAUUUGUCAAGGUCCGUUUCGAUCGAAUCGUACACAAAUUUAGAAAAUGGCUUGGAAGAUCGACAUUUAUGUUUCAAAAUAAAAGAAGUAUACGACAAUGACGCAAACUAUUCAGGGCUUUCACCUUAUUAUGCGGUAUUUGAGGAUCGAGAACAUCAAAAUGUUUUAACACAUAUUUAUGACCAACUUGUUGAAUUUUCCUUAAGCACUAUGAAUAUGGAUCUAAUUAAAAAUAUAACAGUCGAUAUAGAAGAGUCGGAAAACUUUUAUAGUAAUCAAAAUAUAAUGAAAAUUUGGCGUGAUAAAAUUGGCAUGAUUGUGGCAGACAAAUAUAAAUAUUAUGAAAUCGAAAUUGAAAGAUCAGUCUUCAUGCAAAUCACUAAUGGUCCAAAAAAUGAUUACUCGAAGAUAAAUUAUGAAGAGGUUAAGCCAAGUAAUCAGAUUUGGGUGUACGACUACGAUUCGACAAUAACGCUCUUCAGUCGAGAGAACCAUAUUGAAAAUCUUUUAAAAAUUAAUGAAAUAAAGGGUGUUGUUGCCACAGAAUUUGGCCAACCUCGAGGCUACAUUCUCGCUUUAAAUAAUCGCAUUCUUCAGUGUUAUGCUGAUUCGACAAACAUCGCCAAAGGCUUAUUAAAUAACCUGAUGAUGAUAAUGCAUGUGAAUUCAAUAAAAAUGUUCAUCAUGGGAAAUAAGGAUGAUAACUGGAUUUGCGACGAAUUAUUAACAAAAGCAAUAUAUAUUCAGCGAAUUUAUCGAUUUCAUUCUCGAAUUUUGCCGAAUCGGAUUAAGUGGGAAAAAAUAUUUCUAUUAAAUAUCGAAAUAAGUCUAUUUUGA